AUGACUAAAGACCAAUUACAAGCUGAGUUAAAAAAGACAAUCAGACCCGGUAUUAAACCUUCGCAUUUACGGAAAAGUAAGAGUGCCGAUAGUAUUCCGGUGACACUAGCUAAUAUCCCACUCAAAAAGUCCCAGUCCCAAUUAGAACUCCCAAUUAACCAACCCACUCCCACCGAACAAAUAACUCAACUAAAACAAACCCUCACUUUUACCCAAAAUACUGCCCAGAAUUAUUUAAAAAGUCUCCAAGUUGCCCAAGCCAAGAUUACCGAACUAGAAGAAGAGUUAAAAUCCCAAGAAAGUUUUGUUGAGGCUCCGGAAGAAAAUGUUAGUGAAUUAAAAGCCCACAUCUCCCAGUUAGAACAACAAAUCUUACAAUUAAGAUUAGAAAAGAUUAAAGACUUUGGCGACUAUUACCAAACCAAGCAAGAGUUAGAAAAAGAACUAGAUGACAACAUUAGCGAAGGAGUAGCCGAAAUCAACCGCUUAGAAAAUAAACUCUUAGCCACUAAUAAAAAAAAGCUGGAAUUACAGCAGCAAUUAAAUCAAAGCCAAACUAAAAACACUAAGUUAGAAUUAAAGUUACUGAAUAAUCAAGAACCCAGUUCUAAUUCCCACUUUUGUGCUGAUUAUUGA
Entrophospora sp. SA101 is the source of this 636-nucleotide messenger RNA. The record is from the annotation of a GenBank genome assembly. Lineage: Eukaryota; Fungi; Glomeromycota; Glomeromycetes; Entrophosporales; Entrophosporaceae.